AUGAAUUGCAUGCAGCAGCUAAAGAACAUUUUUUUGAGAACUGUUAGAAUAGACGAUGAAGGAAGGUUUAUCGUUGAUUUGCCUUGGUUGAGUGAACAUCCCCCUCUGCCUGAAAAUUUUGAAUUGGCUUUGAAGAGACUGAACAACACAGUAAAGAACUUAAAAGCGAAAAAUUUGUAUGAGGAUUAUGACCUGGUUUUCAAAGAAUGGGAAAAGGAGGGAAUAAUUGAAGAGGUUCCUUAUAAUGAAAUUCAAGAACCAUCGCAGUAUUUACCACAUCGGCCUGUUGUCAAAGAAAAUAGUACGACUCGCAUUAGGCCAGUAUUCGAUGCUUCCGCUAAGUCGAGAUCUUCACCAAGUCUAAAUGACUGCCUUGAAAAGGGUAUGAACCUUAUUGAAUUCAUUCCAUCAAUAUUAACACGCUUUCGUAUGUAUAAAAUAGGGGUUACUGCUGAUAUAUGUAAAGCGUUUCUGCAAAUCCGUGUAUCUGAAAGGGACAAAAAUUAUCUGAGAUUCCUCUGGUACAACGAUAAGUCUGAGCUAAAGUAUUUCAGGCACUGUCGUGUAAUAUUCGGUGCUUCGUGUAGCCCUUUUUUACUCGGAUCUGUGGUUCAGUAUCAUUUAGAAUCAGCACUAGAAGAGGCAAGAGCUGAGUCCUCGAAAUAUCCCGUUGAAACUGUAGAAGAACUUGCUAACAGUUUUUAUGUGGACAAUUGUCUUGUUAGCGUAAAGGAUGAAGCUCAGUUGCAUAAAUUUAUACAAGCCGCUACAGAAAUAUUAAUGGAAAGAAAAUUUGAAUUACGAGGGUGGGAGUACUCGGAUUCCCGCUGUCAAGUUUCAGAACCCACGAAUGUGCUAGGAAUGAUGUGGGACCGUGGAAAUGAUACCCUCAGUUUAAAGUUAUCACAUGAUACUGAUACCUCUUCGAUGAAAACUUCUAAGAGGUCAAUUUUAUCUGCUGCACAUAAAACGUUUGAUCCUUUAGGCAUAGCCUGUCCAGUUACUUUACUGCCAAAACUUUUGCUGCAGAGGUUAUGGGAAUGCAAAUUAACAUGGGAUCAAGAAGUAGAUACAAAUACUAAAGAAGAAUUCUUGAAAUGGUUGAAAAAUUUGGAGACUUUGAAAGAAUUGAAGAUAACUAGAUGGUUGCAAUGCGAAUACGUAAUUGAUAGUUUACAUUUUUUCUGCGACGCUAGUAAGUCUGCCUAUUCAGCUGUUGUUUUUAUAAAAAUUUGUUUGAAUGAUUCAGUAGCUGUUCAUCUGCUAAGAGCCAAAUCUCGGAUUGCACCUUGUGGAAAGAAAGAGACGACUAUAGCAAGAUUAGAGCUUCUUGGAGCCACAAUUUUAGCACGUCUUUCUGUAGAAGUUCUGAAAGAAUUCAAAAAAGAGAAAAUUGUGUUUUGGACUGAUUCUACUACAGUUCUUUCAUGGUUGAGAAGAGAAGGGCCGUGGGGAGUGUUUGUACAAAACCGAGUGCAGGAAAUUAGAUCCUUGACUCCUUUGAAUGCAUGGCGGUUCGUCCCAGGAUCACUAAAUCCAGCAGAUCUUCCGAGUAGAGGUUGUUCUGCUCGUCAACUUCUUUCGUCAAAAUGGUGGGAAGGUCCGCAAUGGUUGUAUUUCUCAUCGGAAGAAUGGCCAAAAGACGAAUUUUGUGUUGAUGAAGAAGAAAUUCAAAGUGAAAGAAAGAGAGGCGUGGUAUCAUCUAUGGUCAACGUGCAAUGCACAGAUAACAUUAUCCUGUAG
Molecule: messenger RNA, 1743 nt
Organism: Uloborus diversus
Lineage: Eukaryota; Metazoa; Arthropoda; Arachnida; Araneae; Uloboridae
Exons: 2
Coding region: 1-1743 (580 amino acids)
Source: RefSeq, a predicted model, not a curated record